Messenger RNA from Nyctereutes procyonoides (raccoon dog), 5790 nucleotides. It is a transcript of the gene PHLDB1, whose product is annotated as pleckstrin homology like domain family B member 1. Bases 247 to 4566 code for a protein of 1439 amino acids. NCBI's taxonomy places the organism in Eukaryota, Metazoa, Chordata, Mammalia, Carnivora, Canidae. The record is from RefSeq and is a predicted model, not a curated record. Gene Ontology annotation, cellular component: basal cortex. Gene Ontology annotation, biological process: regulation of microtubule cytoskeleton organization. Gene Ontology annotation, molecular function: protein binding. The transcript is spliced from 25 exons.
AACUAAAGCCGCUGAAUCAGAACAACAUAUGUUCAUCCCAGAGAGGGCAAAUUAUCUUCUGCUAUCUGCCCCAGCUGGAAGGCGUGGGGGCCUUCUGCUCCCUCAUUCAGCGAGGAGGAGUCUCAGAGGAUCCUUCUAGGGCAGGUUAAAGAGGUCCAGUCUCCUGAGGUCCAUUCCCUAGGGCCUCUCCAGUCAGUCUCCGGGGGCAAGAGCUGGCUUUGCAAGGAGCUCUGGAGCCCCAGGACCAUGGAUGCUCUUAAUAGGAACCAGGUAGGCCCUGGAUGCAAGACCCAAGCAAUGGUAAAGAAAGGGCCCUUGGACCUGAUCGAGACAGGCAAAGGGCUGAAGGUGCAAACGGACAAACCCCAUCUGGUGAGCCUGGGCAGCGGGCGGCUGAGCACGGCUAUCACCCUUCUGCCUCUGGAGGAAGGGAAGACGGUGAUUGGCUCGGCAGCCAGGGACAUCUCCCUGCAGGGCCCAGGCUUGGCUCCGGAGCACUGCUACAUCGAGAACGUGCGGGGCACCCUCACCCUCUACCCUUGUGGCAAUGCCUGCAGUAUUGACGGGCUCCCCAUCCGGCAGCCCACCAGGCUCACUCAGGGCUGUAUGGUGUGCCUGGGUCAGUCCACCUUCCUCCGUUUUAACCACCCAGCUGAAGCCAAGUGGAUGAAGAGCAUGAUUCCAGCAGGGGGCCGGGCCCCAGGGCCCCCCUACAGUCCUGGCUCAGCAGAAUCAGAAAGCCUGGUGAACGGGAACCACACCCCACAGCCUGCCACCCGGGGACCCUCUGCCUGUGCCAGCCACAGCUCCCUGGUGAGCUCUAUUGAGAAGGACCUGCAGGAAAUCAUGGACUCACUGGUGCUAGAGGAGCCUGGGGCGGCAGGCAAGAAGCCUGCUGUGACUUCCCCACUGUCGCCAAUGGCUAACGGUGGGCGCUACUUGCUGUCCCCGCCGACCAGCCCUGGUGCCAUGUCCGUGGGCUCCAGCUAUGAGAACACCUCUCCAGCCUUCUCUCCACUCUCCUCACCAGCCAGCAGUGGAAGCUGCGCCAGCCACUCACCCAGCGGGCAGGAGCCAGCACCUUCCAUGCCCCCGCUGGUCCCUGCCCGUUCCUCCAGCUACCAUCUGGCUCUGCAGCCCCCACAGCCCCGACCGAGUGGUGCCCGCCCCUCUGAGAGCCCCCGGUUGGGCAGGAAAGGGGGUCACGAGAGGCCUCCCAGUCCUGGCCUCCGAGGUCUGCUGACAGACAGCCCUGCAGCCACAGUCUUGGCUGAGGCCCGCAGAGCCACUGAGAGCCCCCGGCUGGGUGGACAGCUGCCCGUGGUGGCCAUCAGCCUGAGUGAGUACCCGGCUUCCGGUGCCCGAAGCCAACCCACCAGCAUUCCUGGCAGCCCCAAGUUCCAGCCUCCAGUCCCUGCUCCCCGAAACAAGAUCGGCACCCUCCAGGACCGUCCUCCCAGCCCUUUCCGUGAGCUGCCCAGCACCGAGCGGGUGCUGACAACCAGCCCCUCACGCCAGCUGGUGGGCCGGACAUUUUCAGAUGGGUCAGUCGCCCGCACUCUGCAGCCCCCCGAGAGCCCCCGCCUGGGCCGGCGGGGCCUGGACAGUAUGCGGGAAUUGCCCCCAUUGAGCCCGUCACUGUCCCGACGGGCGCUGUCCCCGAUGCCCACCAGGACUACUCCAGAUCCCAAGCUAACCAGAGAAGUGGCUGAGAGUCCCCGGCCCCGGCGCUGGGCAGCCCACGGGGCAUCACCAGAGGACUUCUCACUGACCCUCGGGGCGCGGGGCCGUAGGACUCGGAGUCCCUCACCCACACUUGGGGAGUCCCUGGCGCCCCGCAAGGGCAGCUUCAGUGGCAGGCUGAGCCCGGCCUACAGUCUGGGCUCUCUGACAGGGGCUUCGCCCCGCCAGAGCCCCCGUGCCCAGAGGAAGCUGUCCAGUGGGGACCUGCGGGUGCCUGUCACUCGGGAGCGGAAAAAUAGCAUUACGGAGAUCAGCGACAAUGAGGACGACCUCCUGGAGUACCACCGGCGGCAGCGCCAAGAACGGCUCUGGGAGCAGGAGAUGGAGAGGCUGGAGCGCCAGCGCCUGGAGACCAUCCUGAACCUGUGCGCGGAGUACAGCCGUGCUGAUGGGGGCCUUGAGGCGGGGGAGCUGCCCAGCAUCGGGGAGGCCACUGCGGCAUUGGCGCUGGUGGGCCGCAGGCCCUCACGAGGCCUUUCUGGGGCCCCUGGAGCCUCGGGGCGGAGUACUGAAGAGCCUGGGGGUGCUACCCCACGCCUGUGGGAGUGUGUGGAGCGCUCAGAUGAGGAGAACCUGAAGGAGGAGUGCAGCAGCACGGAGAGCACCCAGCAGGAGCACGAAGAUGCCCCUAGCACCAAGCUUCAGGGAGAGGUGCUGGCUCUGGAAGAGGAGCGGGCUCAGGUGCUGGGGCGUGUGGAGCAGCUCAAAGUCCGCGUGAAGGAGCUGGAGCAGCAGCUGCAGGAGUCAGCCCGAGAGGCUGAGAUGGAACGGGCGUUGCUGCAGGGGGAGAGGGAGGCAGAACGGGCACUGCUGCAGAAGGAGCAGAAGGCAGUGGACCAGCUGCAGGAGAAGUUAGUGACCUUGGAGACUGGCAUCCAGAAGGAGAGGGACAAGGAGAGGGCGGAGCUGGCCGCGGGACGGAGGCACCUGGAGGCCCGCCAGGCGCUCUACGCCGAGCUCCAGACGCAGCUCGAUAACUGCCCCGAGUCAGUGCGGGAACAGUUACAGGAGCAGCUGAGAAGGGAGGCCGAGGCCCUGGAGACGGAGACAAAGCUGUUUGAGGACUUGGAGUUCCAGCAACUGGAGCGGGAGAGCCGCGUGGAGGAGGAGCGGGAGCUGGCGGGCCAGGGGCUGCUCCGGAGCCAGGCCGAGCUGCUCCGCAGCAUCACCAAGAGGAAGGAGCGCUUGGCAGUCCUGGACAGUCAGGCAGGGCAGAUCCGGGCCCAGGCCGUGCAGGAGUCCGAGCGCCUGGCGAGGGACAAGAACGCUUCCCUGCAGCUGCUGCAGAAGGAGAAGGAGAGACUGACUAUGUUGGAGGGAAGAUACCACUCACUCACAGGAGGCAGACCCUUCCCGAAGACCACGUCCACCCUCAAAGAGAUGGAGGAGCUGCUGCUCCCUGCUGUAGACUUAGAGCAGUGGUACCAGGAGCUGAUGGCCGGGCUGGGGACCGGCCCCGCUGCAGCCUCCCCGCGCUCCUCCCCCCCGCCUCUGCCCGCCAAAGCUUCUCGGCAGCUGCAGGUUUACCGCUCCAAGAUGGAUGGUGAGGCCACCAGCCCCCUGCCCCGGACCCGCAGUGGCCCCCUCCCCUCCUCCUCUGGCUCUUCUUCCUCUUCUUCGCAGCUCAGCGUGGCUACUCUGGGCCGGAGCCCCUCCCCAAAGAGUGCCCUACUUGCCCAGAACGGUACAGGCAGCCUUCCUCGCAACCUGGCGGCCACGCUGCAGGACAUUGAGACCAAGCGCCAGCUGGCCCUGCAGCAGAAGGGCGAGUCGCUUCCUGCAGAGCCCCCCCCAGCAGACGACCCAGCAGGACAGCAGGUGAUCGAGGAGCAGCGGCGGCGCUUGGCCGAGCUGAAGCAGAAGGCUGCGGCCGAGGCGCAGUGCCAGUGGGACGCCCUGCACGGGGCGGCCGCCUUCCCCCCGGGCCCCUCGGGCUUCCCCCCGCUCAUGCACCACUCCAUCCUGCACCACUUGCCGGCUGGCCGGGAGCGCGGGGAGGAGGGCGAGCACGCCUACGACACCCUGAGCCUGGAGAGCUCCGACAGCAUGGAGACCAGCAUCUCCACGGGCGGCAACUCGGCCUGCUCGCCCGACAACAUGUCCAGUGCGAGUGGCCUGGAUGUGGGCAAAAUCGAGGAGAUGGAGAAGAUGCUGAAAGAGGCACACGCCGAGAAGAGCCGGCUCAUGGAGUCCAGGGAGCGGGAGAUGGAGCUCCGGCGACAGGCCCUGGAGGAGGAACGGAGGAGGCGAGAACAGGUGGAACGGAGGCUACAGAGCGAGAGUGCCAGGAGGCAGCAGCUGGUGGAGAAGGAGGUCAAGAUGCGAGAGAAACAGUUUUCCCAGGCACGACCCCUGACCCGCUACCUGCCAAUCCGGAAGGAGGACUUUGACCUGAAGACCCACAUCGAGUCGUCGGGCCACGGUGUUGAUACCUGCCUGCACGUGGUGCUUAGCAGCAAGGUCUGCCGCGGCUACUUGGUCAAGAUGGGCGGCAAGAUUAAAUCAUGGAAGAAGCGCUGGUUUGUCUUCGACCGGCUCAAGCGCACCCUUUCCUAUUAUGUGGACAAGCACGAGACGAAGCUGAAGGGGGUCAUCUACUUCCAGGCCAUCGAGGAAGUGUACUACGAUCACCUGCGCAGUGCAGCCAAGAAGAGGUUUUUCAGCUUUUCUGUGGUGACUGAGAGCCCGAACCCAGCCCUCACCUUCUGUGUGAAGACCCACGACCGGCUGUAUUACAUGGUGGCCCCGUCUGCAGAGGCCAUGCGCAUCUGGAUGGACGUCAUCGUCACGGGAGCGGAGGGCUACACUCAGUUCAUGAACUGACUGUGGUCGGCGGGCCUCCCGGACCCUGGGGCCAGCCCACCUGCUGCCCCCAGAGACAGCUGCACCCUGGGCCCUAGGCCACGUGGGAGCGCUCCCCGGGCCCUAGGAGGGCGGAGCGCUGCCGGGGCUCCUGUACCAGACUGCGUGCUCUUCUGUAAGGAGCUCGGGCCCCUAAUGUACCGGCCAAUGGAUAAAAAGUGGGGAGGCUCCUGGGAACUCAGAAUUUGCAAUAACCCUUCGGGGUCCUAGCCCAGGCCUGCCCGGGCUGAGGAGCCGGUGCAGAGGGGGCCUCGAGCUCUGACCGGGCCCUGCACUCCCCAGCCUGUGUUCUCUUUUGCAAAGGACAAAUUAUGGUACCAGAAUCUGCCAAAGAUCCCCUCCUGCCUCAGCCCCCCUUUGCAGGGGCCUCGGGGGCUGAGGAGAGCCACAUCCAGAGUGGGGAACCAGCUCAGGCGGUGCACUUGUCAAACCCUGCUCCACCCUGCUCUCCUGCAUUUUAUUACUUUGUCCAAGGGCCAGAGACCUCAGGUGUCAUCCUUGAGGUCCCAGCCCCACCCCCUUUUUGCAGACCCCAAACUCUGAUCUCCAUAGUGACUGCUUCACCGCCAUGGUUACAUACUCAUUGCCUGGGCUCUGUGGCUCCGCCCAUGCUUCUACUGUGGGCCCACCUGAGGGUAUGUCCUGCCAUCUCUCCAGCCCAGGACCUUGUGCAUCUCACGCUGGGAGCGGGGGAAGGGACCAGACACCCCCUCUUCGCCCUCCACCUGUGUCUCCAGACCCCGAUGCACAGCCUGUGGCCCCCCAGCCCAGCCCUCUCCCUUCCACUCGUGCCUUGCUUAGAGCCAGAAGGGACGAAGCUCCUACAUCCAGAGACUGGAAGAGGAGGGGAGCUGAUGGGAAUGGCGGCUACACGGGUUCUGUACAGGCUGGGUUUCUAACAGGGUUGGAGGGCUGCUCAGACACUCCAGGGAGAACCCGAGCAGGAGAGGAGGCAGCAGAGGGAGAGGAUCCUGAGGUGUGGCUGCCCUCCCUUCAGCAUCAGAAGGGUGACAGAAAUGGAGAGCAGAGGACCAGGCCACCAGCUGCCUGGCCUUGGCCCUUCACGCCUUAACACUAAGCCCACCUCCCUGCCCACCACUGGGCCGUGGCUGCUGGGCCCCAGGCUGGGUGACUUUCAGUAUUUGUAAACAUCUCAACUGAACAAUAAAGCAUUUGGAGUACGUG